UAUGCAUAUGUGGUAUCAAUGUACAUCUGAGAGUAUUGUGACAUUCAUAUGUAUGAUGUUUUGCCUUUUAUGGCCAAGUGUAGAGAGAGAAUAUGCUCCAAAUGCCAGUUUUUGUUGAUUUUUAGAAUCUUGUUAAAUAGCUUCUGUUGCUUUCUCUAUUCUUAUGAUGAAAACUCUGCCCCUAAGGAUUAACCAGCAUACAAGGUUAAGCAAAAGGUCAAUUUUAUGCCGUUAUUUCUCUGACUUUUGUUUAUUAAAUAUUUGCCCACCUAUAUCUGAGCUAACCAUAACUCAUGAAACUUAAGCACAUCGGUUUGCGACUAUUACUACAGUCCUUUUACAUAAAAAUAUUUUUUUCAUGUCAUUGUUCCUUUACUUCAUGGACAGUGAAAAACAAGCCACACCAGUUAUUGUCAUAACUUCCCAACGGCGUAUGUGUGGCUCAUUUCUGUACAACUGGAAAAACUGGUACAGGGCAAGGCCUAUUCUGUAAUUCAUUCAGUUAUGUUUGCUAUGAAACGAUCACAUUAAAGCAGUCACUUUCAGAACUCAAUAAAACUCUGAAGGUGUUACAAGGAACAGAUCCAUCUUGGGGCUACAGCGUGAACUAAAUCAUUUGAGAGCAUAAAAGGCUUUUUUUGCCUCCCCGCUUUCAGUGAUGGCGCUGGCUGAUUUGAGGGAUGAACUGAACUGCUCCAUCUGCAGAGAGCUUUACAUAGACCCUGUAAUGUUGCCUUGUGGGCACAACUACUGCCAGGGCUGCAUUAUAAAAACAUGGGAAAGUGAAGAAAGCCGUGAGGAAGUAUUUUCCUGUCCAGAUUGUCGCAGGAGUUUUAUGAGAAGACCUGAGAUUACAAGAAAUCUAACCCUAAGGAACAUAGUGGACAAGGUACGUUUAAACCAGAAGGAGAGUGGUAUCUUUUGCACUUACUGUGUCCACUCAUCUGUACAUGCUUCUAAAACCUGUCUCUUGUGUGAGGCUUCUCUGUGUGUCACCCACCUGUACUGGCACAGUAAGUCCGAGAAGCAUGUCUUAACUGAGCCAACAGCUGUCUUUGAGAGCAAAAAGUGCUCCAUCCAUGGCAAAGUCCUGUACUAUUAUUGCAAGGUGGAUGGUGCCUGUAUCUGUGAGUCCUGCUACUUGGAUGGAGAGCAUAGGGGCCACCAGGUGGAGAAGCUGAAGGAGGCCUCUGAGAAGAGGAAGGAAAGUUUGAGAAAGGUGUUGGAGAAACUGUGCCCAAAGAAAAAGCAUAUUGAGGAAAGAGAGCAGAGACUGGAAGGAUACAAGAGACAAGUAAAAUGUAAAUCAGAAGAUCAGACCAAAGAAGUCUCUCUCCUUUUUACGGAUAUAAGGAAACACCAUGAAGCUCUAGAGAAACGAGUCAACCAUGAAAUCUCACAGUUGGAAGCAAAUCUGUCACACCCAUUCACUGAUCAGAUCAGGCAUCUGGAAAUAAAAAAGCAGAAUUUGAUCAAGAGGAUCCAUCAAAUUGAGGAGUUGUGCAAUAUGGUUAACCCCAUAGCAGUCAUAGAGGAAUGGAAUUCACAAGGAGCUGCUCUUAGUUAUACUGAGGAGGGAGAUAAUGAGGGCAGCAGAAGAGAAGAACUACUGGCACCAGAUUUAGAGCAGAUGGAUCAGGUCUCAGAGACAUUGCUUACAGGAUUAAAUGGAAUUGUCAAUGAGAUAAGUACAUUUAUCUAUAAGCAGAAGGCCCCAAUCGCAGACAUAAAGAAAGCUGGUGAUGUGACUCAAUCAGAAGGACGGAAAACCCCAUGCUGCUCAGGAAAAGCUCAGCAAGAAGUGUCAUCAUGUACCAAAGAGUCAAAAAAGCAAACAUUGUUUAGGAGCGUCUCUUGUUUUGAGGCCUCGUGCUGUGUGGUUCCACCAAUGUAUAUGAAGAGGGCCACAGAUUUAACUCUAGAUAUAAACACGGCUGCUAAUAACAUUGUUGUGUCUGAUGACAAAAAAACAGUGUCAUACUCUGAAUCCAGCCAGGGUUACACAGACUCGUCAGAUAGAUUCCAGCAAUCUCAGGUCCUAAGUAGCAGGAGUUUUGCUUCUGGCCAACACUACUGGGAGGUGGAGAUCAGUGAAUUGGGGGAAGUGAGGAUAGGGGUGGCUUAUCCCAGUAUAGCAAGGAAAGGCUUUCAGUCCUACAUUGGAGAAAAUCCAAAGUCCUGGUGUUUGUACAGAUAUGAAACUUCCAAUAAACUAGAAGAGAAGCAACAGAAGUUCUCAGGGAGACAUGGCAGUAAAGAAACUAAUCUGCCCUACAAGGUUUCCUGCCACAGACUGGGGGUGUACCUGGACUGUGAGGCCGGCAGUGUGUCCUUUUAUGAGCUUUGUGACCAGAUCAGGCACUUACACACCUUCACUGCCACCUUCACUGAGCCGCUGCAUGCUGCAUUCUGUGUGUGGGGUGAUGCCUCUGUGACAAUCCUUAGCUAGAGCCUGUAUCCCAAUAGAAAGAGCCAUGGGUAACUAGAAGUUAUUACAACAAAGGGCUUAAUUUAAGGUGGGGUGAAGGGGGGCAAUCCAGAAGCAUGGGGUAUAGGGUUUCCUUAGGCAGUACAGUAUGAUGGUAAAGCUUAUUGCGUUUUAAAGCUUAUUGUGUGCCCAGAACAUUCCUUUUCCGUAUACUAAAUUUAUACAUAUGGGUAGGAGCCGCCAUGUUGUUUCCUUUAGACAGUACAGGAGGAGGCAUUGAUGUAUUAAAUGCACAGAAUAUGCUUACAUGUAUAGCUUGAAUGAAAUAUUGCACUUACACAUGCCAGUGUGCAGUAUGUAGAUAUCCAUACCCCAAUGCCAAAAAUGACCAUUCUCGACAAACUAUAAGGCAUGCGUUAUAAUAAUACGGCACACAUUAUAUAUCCACUAUAUGACAUGCAUUAUAUUUUCAUUGUAAUUUGUUGCUUGCCUAUUGUUUUCAGGGUGUUUACUGGUGCCUCUUGUUUGGUCCCAGAUGAAAAACUUAUAAAGUAAUUCAUAAUGUCAUCCUGCAUUUAAAAUAAAAGUAUAUUCUUUA
Molecule: messenger RNA, 3026 nt
Organism: Xenopus laevis (African clawed frog)
Lineage: Eukaryota; Metazoa; Chordata; Amphibia; Anura; Pipidae
Product: E3 ubiquitin/ISG15 ligase TRIM25
Exons: 1
Coding region: 659-2449 (596 amino acids)
Source: RefSeq, a predicted model, not a curated record